Mesocricetus auratus (golden hamster) is the source of this 1456-nucleotide messenger RNA. Its product is annotated as olfactory receptor 6F1-like. Gene Ontology annotation, biological process: G protein-coupled receptor signaling pathway. NCBI's taxonomy places the organism in Eukaryota, Metazoa, Chordata, Mammalia, Rodentia, Cricetidae. Gene Ontology annotation, molecular function: olfactory receptor activity; G protein-coupled receptor activity. Gene Ontology annotation, cellular component: membrane. The record is from RefSeq and is a predicted model, not a curated record.
AUGGAUGUAACAAACCAAUCAGCAGUGACACCGUUCAUUUUUUUAGGGUUUCCAGGCUCCUCCUCACUGCAGCUGUCAUUAUUUGUAAUGUUUCUCACUGUAUGUUUGCUGUCUCUCAUGGGAAACACUCUCAUAAUUUUCCUUAUUUUGAUGGACUCCACACUGCAGACCCCCAUGUACAUUUUCUUAGGAAACCUGUCUUUCCUGGAGAUCUGGUAUACCACAGCCACAGUACCUAAGUUGCUGGAAUGUGUCACAAGGGUUGUCACUAUUCCUGUAGAAGGCUGUAUUGUUCAGUACUACUUCUUCUUCUCCCUGGGAGCCACUGAAUGCAUCUUGUUGGCAGUGAUGGCUUAUGACCGGCAUGUGGCUGUUUGCCGUCCUCUGCACUACUCACUUCUCAUGAGUGUUCAGAUUUGCCUAAGGUUUUCAGCUGGAUCUUGGAUUGGGGGCUUCAUUUCUCCUCUGCUACCUACCAUACUCAUCUGUCAGCUCAACUUUUGUGGCCCACAGAAAAUCAAUCAUUUCUUUUGUGACUCUGACCCUAUCUUUAAACUCUCCUGUUCAGAUACAUUCUUGGUAGAGGCCUUGGCUUAUACCUGCAGCUCCGUGGUGAUUCUCAGUUCUUUCCUUCUCACAAUGAGUUCCUAUGGCAACAUUGUAAUCACAAUAAUCAAACUGUCUUCUCGGGAGGCCAGGAAGAAAACAUUCUCAACCUGUGCCUCCCACCUCACAGUAGUUACUAUUUACUAUGGCACCAUAAUCUUUGCUUAUGUUCGCCCUCCAGCCAAGUACAAUUUCACAAUUGGCAAAGUCGUCUCUGUGUUCUACUGUGUGAUCACCCCAUUAGUCAACCCUCUCAUUUAUACCUUGAGGAACAAAGAUGUCAUGAAAGCAUUCCAGAAAUUUCUAGCACAAAAGAGAUUUCUAUUAAAUAGAAACAUGCAUGAGUUUUGAGCAAGCAAUAAUUAAGUUGUAUUUAAAGUGAAGUUUCACAGUUCAUUUGCUCACGCUCUACUUAAUGAGGAAGUACCCACCCACAUUAAUGUCUUCUUGUUUGGACUCAAUGGGAGUAUCCAGAGCCUCUGUGUGGGUAUGGAUAUGGAACUAUACUUUGGAACAUGAGUAUUGAGCAGUGACCAUGCCACUGAAGACAAUGAGUGUAUCCACCCUCUUGCAGUCCUCUGCUAUCAAUAUCACCAAUGGAAGGUUCUAUCCAUGUUCUCUGGCCUGGGAACUCACAUUUUACUGAAGAAUAAUCUUUAUCUUAUUCCCUUUGGAGUAAGGUAUGAAUUCUCUUUUAAUGCAUUUAUUCAAGCAAAAGCAACUGGGACGUGUUUAUAUUUGUCAUUUGUAAACAUGUAACUUCUUAAUUUUAUGUUAUUUUAAACACCAAUUUUUAUUAGCUGCAUAUUUUCCUGUUGUCUAAUUUAUAAAAUCAAUACUCACAUUUAUU